This is a messenger RNA of Corylus avellana, 1731 nucleotides long. RefSeq names its product alpha,alpha-trehalose-phosphate synthase [UDP-forming] 1. Gene Ontology annotation, biological process: trehalose biosynthetic process. The record is from RefSeq and is a predicted model, not a curated record. Gene Ontology annotation, molecular function: alpha,alpha-trehalose-phosphate synthase (UDP-forming) activity; trehalose-phosphatase activity. Lineage: Eukaryota; Viridiplantae; Streptophyta; Magnoliopsida; Fagales; Betulaceae. Gene Ontology annotation, cellular component: cytosol.
UUUCCUGAGCAUAGCCGCCUAAAAUAUCGCUCGCCAACUUGCUCCCUCGUCCCCGUAUGGCCAGGCUUUGCGCUUCUAUAUAUAGCUCUCAACAGAAGCAGGGUCAGUGUCACAUUUUGUUGAUGAACGUGGAUUCUUCUCAAGAAAUUGGCACUAGUUUACAGAACAAUCCGGUUUCUUUACAGACUGUACACAUGCCAGGGAAUAAGUAUAACUGUAGCCCUGUGACACCAAGAACUAGAUUGGAAAGGCUUCUGAGGGAAAGAGAGAGAAGGAAAUCCAACCGGUGUUUCCCAUCAAGUGAGGAAGCAAGAAAUUGCAACGGAGAGGCAGAAAUCCAUGUGAAUGAUUCAUGUUCAACCGAGAAUAAUAAUUUGGGUCUACCUAGGGAGGAAGAGUUCUUGAAUGGGGUUGCAGCUGCAAGAACUUUUCUGGCUGAUGGAUGCCAAAGGCAAGAUGGGCGCCCUUCUAAACAAAGAUUGUUGGUGGUAGCCAAUAGGUUGCCGGUCUCUGCUAUCCGAAGGGGUGAGGACUCAUGGCAACUUGAGGUAAGUGCUGGAGGGCUAGUCACUGCACUUUUAGGCCUGAAGGAGUUUGAUGCCAAAUGGAUUGGUUGGGCUGGUGUAAAUGUACCCGAUGAAGUUGGACAAAGAGCACUCACUAACGCCUUAGCUGAAAAGAGGUGCAUCCCAAUAUUUCUUGAUGAGGAGAUGGUUCAUCAGUAUUAUAAUGGUUACUGUAACAACAUCUUGUGGCCUCUUUUCCAUUAUCUCGGGAUUCCACAGGAAGAUCGACUUGCAACCACCCGUAGUUUCCAGUCUCAAUUUGAUGCAUAUAAGAAGGCAAACCAAAUGUUUGCUGAAGUAGUGAAAGAACAUUACAAGGAGGGAGAUGUAGUUUGGUGCCAUGAUUACCACCUAAUGUUUCUUCCGAAAUAUCUAAAAGAAUAUAACAACAAAAUGAAAGUUGGUUGGUUUCUUCAUACUCCCUUUCCCUCCUCUGAAAUACAUAGAAUGCUGCCUUCUCGGUCAGAGCUGUUGAGAUCUGUUCUUGCUGCUGAUUUAGUUGGUUUCCACACAUAUGAUUACGCAAGGCAUUUUGUAAGUGCUUGCACUCGUAUCCUUGGACUUGAGGGUACGCCUGAAGGAGUAGAGGAUCAAGGAAAGCUUACACGUGUAGCUGCGUUUCCUAUUGGGAUAGAUUAUGAACGAUUUAUUCGAGCUCUUGAACUCCCUCAAGUUCAGAAUCACAUGAAAGAACUGAAACAAAGAUUUGCCGGCCGAAAGGUAAUGUUGGGGGUCGAUCGUCUUGAUAUGAUUAAGGGAAUCCCCCAAAAGAUUUUGGCGUUUGAAAAGUUCCUUGAAGAAAAUCCACAUUGGCGUGAUCGAGUUGUUUUGCUGCAGAUUGCAGUACCAACAAGGACGGAUGUUCCUGAGUAUCAAAAGCUUACAAGCCAGGUUCAUGAGAUUGUUGGACGCAUUAAUGGGAAAUUUGGUACUCUAACUGCGGUUCCAAUACAUCAUCUGGAUCGAUCUCUCGACUUUCAUGCAUUAUGUGCACUAUAUGCUAUUACUGAUGUAGCACUCGUAACAUCUUUAAGGGAUGGAAUGAAUCUUGUCAGCUAUGAGUUUGUUGCCUGCCAAGCUUCCAACAAAGGAGUUCUCAUUCUAAGUGAGGUGCAGCACAGUCUCUUGGGGCUGGGGCUAUUUUGGUAAACCCAUGGAACGUGAC